UUGAGUUCAGAGCAGGCCAGAGUCGGUGUCUGAGAGUGUUUUCCCGUUAAUUUCUUUUCGCUUGCAGGGGAAAGAUUAUCAGAAGGCGGGGUGAGUUGGUGAAGUUGUGUGUGGAAGGUGUGGAGGAGAUGAUUCCUUUAGCGGGAUGUACCGAAGGAAAGUCGUGCCCAGGUUCGUUCCUUGCUGUCUCAUGGUGGUCCUGUCUUUCUUUACAGAGAUCAAUGAAGGUGGAUACUUGAGUACUAUGCAGAGUGCAGCUUUGAUCUCCUGUACUGAAGGUUUUACACAACUGGGCUACUAUAAUGGCUCAGUUUCCCACACGGACUCAGGCUCCCCCUGCCUGAAGUGGACAGACUUCCCAGGCUACAUGCAGCAGUACCCAGGCCGAGGCCUAGGGGACCACAGCUUCUGCCGAAGCCCAGACCGAGAGACCAACCCCUGGUGCUUCUUCAGACAGAGCUCUGGUGCCAUCAGCUGGGCAUACUGUGACUGCCAUCGGGGUGCAGCCAGAUUGGUGGGGGGGUCAUCAGGCAACAGUGGGCGUCUGGAAAUCUACUUGAAUGGCCAGUGGGGGGCAGUAUGUGACACACACUGGACUGACCGUGAUGCCAGCGUCAUAUGCAGACAGCUCAGACUGGGUGAGAUUGGUACAGCCCUGCAGCAUUCCUACUUUGGCCUGGGCUCUGUCUUCCACUAUGAGCGUCUGGGUUGCCGUGGUAAUGAGAAUUCCCUACUGGAGUGCAGGAGUAGGAAGUAUGUCACCAGCGACUGCAACCAUGGCAACGAAGCAGGAGUGGUUUGUGCUGAACCUGAAGGUAUUAGUAUUCCUUUGAGGUUAGUGGGAGGCCAGGAGGACUUUGAGGGGCGUGUUGAGGUGUACCAUGAUGGCAGGUGGGGAACCAUUUGCAAUGACGAGUGGGAUGACGCUGAUGCUGAGGUGGUUUGCCGACAGUUGAACCUGGGGGGCCUGGCCAAGGCAUGGACAUGGGCCCACUUCAGCCAGGGUUUUGGGCCCAUCUUGCUGGAUUGGGUUCAGUGUAAAGGCAAUGAACUGUCUCUGGAGGAGUGCCCUCAUAACAAGUGGGAACAGCACGGCUGUGACCACAUGGAAGUCGCAGGUGUGUCGUGCAACCCAUACACAGAUGGUGCGGUUCGUCUGGUUGGAGCAGACAGUCACUGGCACGGUCGUGUGGAGAUUUACUACCAGGGAGAAUGGGGCAGUGUGUGUGAUGACAACUGGACCAAGCUCAACGCCCAGGUAGUGUGUAGACAGCUGGGCUUCAGCGGCCGAGCAGAGGUGGCUCAUGACAGGAUGUAUGAGGAAGGCCGCGGGCUGAUUCUGCUGGAUGAGGUGCAGUGUCGGGGAACGGAAGCCACUCUACUAGCCUGCACCCACGCGGAGUGGGGCCAACAUGACUGCUCUCACAGUGAGGAUGUAGGUGUCCGCUGUGAGAGGGAAGGUGAUACUAAUGAGAUACCAGGCCUUUUGCCCCCUAUUGGCCCUCUGGUGCGUUUGGUUGCUGGAGAGAGCAGGAAAGAGGGUAGAGUGGAGGUCUUCAUUAAUGGCCAGUGGGGAAGUGUAUGUGAUGAUGGCUGGAAUGAUAUCAAUGCAGCUGUUGUUUGCAGACAGCUGGGAUUCAUUGGUGUGGCUAAAGCUCGAUCCAUGGCGUACUUUGGCGAGGGUCAAGGUCCCAUCCAUCUGGACAAUGUUCAGUGCUUGGGCACUGAGAUGUCCUUAGGUCAGUGCCCUUUGGAUCAAGAUAGCCAUGACUGUCGUCACAGUGAGGAUGCAGGUGUCAUUUGUGAUUACACCCUGGAUCCUGUGGGAGAUCGUGCCAUGGCAAUGCAGUCCUGUGGCCUGAAACUCAAUAACCAGCUUCGUCGACGCAGGAUCAUAGGAGGAGAUAAGUCACUGAGGGGUGAGUGGCCUUGGCAGGUGUCUCUGUGGCUCAGGUCUCAGUCUAAAGGCAAUCAUCCUCUGUGUGGCGCAUCACUCAUCAACCCUUGCUGGGUUGUGACAGCUGCCCACUGCUUCAAGAGAUUUGGAAGAGACCCGUUCCGCUAUGUGUUGCGCCUGGGUGACCACCAUACUGAGGAGGAGGAUGACUUUGAACGCACCUUGUCCCCUGAACGCAUCGUUAUCCACAGAAAGUACCACAAUCAGGGCUGGGAGUAUGACAUCGCCCUUCUUCGGCUCAAAGGCACAGAGGGCAACUGUGUGGCAUUCAACCCUCACACUGGUGCAGUGUGUCUGCCAGAGCCACAUAAAAAGUGGGAGAAGAGGCCUACUACCUGUGUAAUCACUGGCUGGGGCAUCACAGAUUCAGAGUACUCCCGGACACUGCUUCAGGCCUGGAUCCCCCUGCUUCCAGCCUGGAAGUGUAAGAAGCGAUACAGUGAUCGCUUCACGAGCCGCAUGCUGUGUGCUGGGAGCCUGUCAGAUCGCCACCGUGUGGACAGUUGCCAGGGUGACAGUGGGGGUCCAUUGGUAUGUCAGGGGGAGGGUGGACGUUGGGUGCUGACAGGAGUCAUCUCCUGGGGUCAUGGUUGUGGUAACCCCUCUUUUCCUGGGGUGUACACACGUGUUAGCAGGUUCCUGCGAUGGAUUGACAAGACUAUCAACAAACCCUACAAGAACUAAUAAUGGAGAAUAACACCUAUGACCUAUGGUAAUCGAAUUUCCAUUCGGCUACCAGGAAACUUGUGCACCCAUGAAGGCCUCUUCUGGGUACACAUGGCACUGUUCAGUAGUGCUAUACUAUAUCAGUCAUGUGAAAAGUUGAAUGGCAUUGCGCUAAAAUACAUGCCUUACAAUCAUAUUCGAGUCACCUGCAAAUUAAAUCCUCAUGCAGGUCAAAGUCAGUGAAAGAAUCACAGUAAUGGGGAAAGACAAAGAGCUUUUAAGAAUGAUGAGUUGUAUAUUACUGCAUUUCUACAUUAUAUUAUGCUAUACUAGAUAUCUUAUUUGUUUUAUUAACAUUCCAGAGUGCUUCUCUGAAGCAAGCUAUCAUUCAUUAUUAUUAAUGCUCAUUAAGGUCAUCAUUGUUGCCAAAUUUAUUUCUGCUGAAAUCAGCUACCGUUUAGCUAUUACAGGUCUAUCAAAUAUUGUCAACUACCAUACAGUACAAAGUGUAAAAAGUGUGCAAAUGUCUUGAUAGGCUGGCUACAUAUGGCUUAUAGAGGCUUCUGACCAAGACUGAAUAACCAGUCAGGCAAGACAGUGCCCUGGGGCCAGAGGCCUGUAAAAGCCUCAGGUUCACUGUUCGGCAGAUGGUUUGUGGUAAUUCAAUAAGCUGUAACUUUGCUUGGCGAUAUGGCAAUAUGUAUAUUAUCAACUGAUCAUAAGGGUUAUUAGGUCUGUGUUACAGAGGGUCCCUGUGUAUAUAGGGUAUUAUGUAGAUACAGAUUCAGAAAUGUAAUCACCCGAGCUUAUAUUUGCCAUACAUAGUGGAUAAUGUAAUAUUAUUUAAUUUAGUUAUUGUUUAUUUGGAAAAAUAUAUAUAUAUUUAUUUCACAUUGACAUUCCAAUGUGACCAAUAGAGCAAUGCAAAUAUUGUUGUAACCAUGCUGCAGGGACAUUUAAGUUAAUGUUUCUAAGCCACUGGAAAAAAGUUUUCAGCCUUAAGAUACUAGCAGGCUAGUCUCCAUUCAGACUUCAACCUUUUGUUCAUUUUCCAUAGUCCUCACAAAUUCACUAAUACUAUCUGAUCCAUGCUGUAUAAAAUCAAAGAAUUCUCAAAAAGAUACCUAUCUUGCAAAGGUUCACUUGGUGAUUUCAGUAUAAUGUCCACACCACUUAUUCCACCUCACCUUCAUCUCUACUGCCCUCAUGUUCUCUUAAAAAAACUCAUCUCACUGGUGAAUUUAUUUAACACAGGACUCAAUGCAAGAAAAUGUAAGAGGGCAAAAUGUAAGAAGAAGAAAAAGUAUCAUUUUAUUUCAUGUUACCUCUUUAGUCCUGUGUUAUUUGCAGUGUGUUUGUGUGUUGUGUGCAUUUGUUUUGGCAUUCUGCAGCCCAUUUUUGUCAUUUGCAGCACAUUGCUGUUGUAUUUAUUUUGGAUUUUUGUAUGUUCUUUUGAAUUUGCAUCUGCACCAAGGUGCAGUCUGUUUCUCCUAAAGGAAAUGUUUUGGGCAGUUGCAGCAUGUUUGCCCUUGUCGGCUACUGUAGUCAUCCCUAAUAGAAUACAUCCAAAUUAAAAAUAAAUAUUGAAAUCACAUGUCAUUAAUUAACUUUACACAGCCACUGUUUGGAGAACUCAUAUGAAGCAUUCUGCAAGGUUUGUGCAGGGGGCGUUACUUGAAAUGUACUUAGAAUAUCUGUCUAUGAAUGACCUGCAUCUCUUAUCAGUUGAGGUAAUUAAAUGACAUGCCCACUAUCAGAGAAUUCAGGCUAAACAAGUGGGCAAGAAAUCUUACCAGAACUUGAUGUUGUAUCUUGUUGUAUUUUGUACACUUGUGAAAAAAGCAAUACUAUCAUAGUUGGAGUUUUCAGUUGAACCAGUGCAUGGGCACUUAUGGUGGUGCGUGGUGUUGAAUCUCUAUAGAUGUAGAAACUACAACAGCUUUCAACUUCUUUUUUUGUUUUUUUUUUUCCAUUGCCUUGCUGUUGCUAUUUAUAUUGCUGCUGCCUGUAACACAACAUUUCCCCAGCUGGGGAUUAAUAAAGUUUAUCUUUGUCUUGUCACUGAACAGUAAAAGUGUGACAAAAGGCUCAUGACUUAUUUGCACCUACAAGUUCCCCAGUUGGAGUUGAUAUUAUGGCAGCAUUUUCUACAUCCAUAUUACUCACUUUUUAUCAUUUUUAUCAUUUUAUAUUUCUUAAAGUAGUAGGUGAAGUAUUAUAAAUGUGUCAUGACCCGUGCCAUGCACGCCGGUUUUGUUUAGUUUUCCUUGUUUGAUCCUUGCCAUUGCCUUAUUUAGUUAGUGUUGUCUCAGUCUUGCCAUGUUUUAUGU
This is a messenger RNA of Chelmon rostratus (copperband butterflyfish), 4953 nucleotides long. RefSeq names its product neurotrypsin. Lineage: Eukaryota; Metazoa; Chordata; Actinopteri; Chaetodontiformes; Chaetodontidae. The record is from RefSeq and is a predicted model, not a curated record. Gene Ontology annotation, molecular function: serine-type endopeptidase activity. Gene Ontology annotation, biological process: proteolysis. Gene Ontology annotation, cellular component: membrane. The coding region runs from base 146 to 2641 and encodes 831 amino acids. The transcript has 14 exons.